AGAUAAGUUGCAAAGCCUAGUUUCAGGCCCAGAGCUUUCUAAAUUCUCACACUCAAAAAAAAAAAAAAAAAUGGUUCUCCUGUGCUCUCUCUAUCUGCACAGAAGAGUCGGCUCCCCCUAGAAUUAGGGAUUUCAGUUCUUUUAAAGUUCGUUCGUUUUCUGUGUCCAAGAACAAACCCUAGAAGACGACACAACCUUAGUUUCGCCGCUUUAUCUCGAAAAAAUGGCAACUCUUGCUGAUUCUUUCCUAGCUGACCUGGACGAGUUAUCUGACAAUGAAGCUGAUAUUAUUGAGGAAGAUGAAGGUGAUGCCACAAACAUGGAAGAGGACAUCGAUGGGGACAUGGAAGAUAUAGAAGCUCUUAACUAUGAUGACCUGGACAAUGUUUCAAAAUUGCAAAAAACUCAAAGAUAUACUGAUAUAAUGCAGAAAGUUGAAGAAGCACUUCAGAAGGGUUCUGCUACUUCAGAUCAUGGAAUAGUAUUAGAAGAUGAUCCAGAAUACCAGCUAAUUGUGGAUUGUAAUGCUCUGUCUGUCGAUAUUGAGAACGAAAUUGUUAUUAUCCACAAUUUCAUUCGUGACAAGUAUCGCUUGAAAUUUCCGGAGCUUGAAUCACUUGUGCAUCACCCCAUUGAUUAUGCUCGUGUUGUGAAAAAGAUUGGCAAUGAGAUGGAUCUUACCCUUGUUGAUCUGGAGGGGCUUUUACCCUCAGCUAUUAUUAUGGUGGUUUCAGUUACAGCGUCAACCACAAGUGGUAAGCCACUCCCAGAAGAGGUCCUCCAAAAGACAAUUGGCGCAUGUGAUCGAGCUCUUACUCUUGAUUCAGCAAAGAAGAAGGUCCUUGAUUUUGUGGAAAGCAGAAUGGGAUAUAUUGCACCAAAUUUAUCUGCGAUUGUUGGAAGUGCUGUCGCAGCCAAACUUAUGGGAACUGCAGGGGGGCUCUCAGCAUUAGCUAAGAUGCCUGCUUGUAAUGUUCAGCUUCUAGGUGCCAAGAAAAAGAAUCUUGCAGGGUUUUCUACUGCAACAUCACAAUUCCGUGUUGGUUAUCUUGAGCAGACAGAGAUUUUCCAAACCACCCCCCCUUCUUUGAGGAUGCGAGCCUGUCGGCUCUUAGCUGCUAAAUCAACCCUUGCAGCACGUGUGGAUUCUACCAGAGGAGAUCCAUCAGGAGCUGCUGGAAGAGCAUUUAGGGAAGAGAUUCGCAAGAAGAUUGAAAAAUGGCAAGAGCCUCCUCCUGCAAAGCAACCUAAACCACUUCCAGUUCCUGAUUCAGAACCGAAAAAGAAGAGAGGUGGCCGUCGGUUAAGGAAGAUGAAGGAAAGAUAUGCAGUAACAGAUAUGAGGAAGCUGGCUAACAGGAUGUUAUUUGGUGUACCUGAAGAGAGUUCCUUAGGUGAUGGACUGGGGGAGGGUUAUGGAAUGCUUGGUCAGGCUGGGAGUGGCAAACUCCGUGUCUCACUUGGCCAGAGCAAACUUGCUGCAAAAGUUGCUAAGAAGUUCAAGGAAAAAAAUUAUGGAAGCAGCGGUGCUACUUCUGGGCUGACGUCAAGUCUGGCAUUUACUCCUGUGCAGGGGAUUGAGCUCACAAAUCCGCAGGCUCAUGCACACCAACUCGGCAGUGGAACUCAAAGUACCUACUUCUCAGAGACUGGUACAUUUUCAAAAAUCAAGCGGACCUAAGCUAUAGAACGUUUUGCUUAUAUUGCUCACAAGUUGUCCCGAUGAAACUUGUUACAAACCUAAUGACGUAAGUAUCCAGAAUUUAUGUAUCUAUUAUAUAAAGGAUGUGAGAUUGUAGCUGCAGAUUAUGCCAGAGUAGUAUACCUUUUUUA
This is a messenger RNA of Mangifera indica (mango), 1833 nucleotides long. RefSeq names its product U4/U6 small nuclear ribonucleoprotein Prp31 homolog. Lineage: Eukaryota; Viridiplantae; Streptophyta; Magnoliopsida; Sapindales; Anacardiaceae. The record is from RefSeq and is a predicted model, not a curated record. The transcript is spliced from 9 exons. Gene Ontology annotation, cellular component: U4 snRNP; precatalytic spliceosome; U4/U6 x U5 tri-snRNP complex. Gene Ontology annotation, biological process: mRNA splicing, via spliceosome; spliceosomal tri-snRNP complex assembly. The coding region runs from base 224 to 1681 and encodes 485 amino acids.